AUGAUGCGAAAUUUUAUACGAAGUUUACGUCCUCUUAUUAGUACUAGGACACAUGCUGUUGGUGGUGGCGGUGCUUUUGAACAAAAAUCUGUUACCAAGGAGCAACAGCUUACAGAAGUAUUGAAACGUUCACUACCUGGAAUCACUUACAUUAGUGUUCAAGAUAUUUCUGGUGGCUGUGGUGCAAUGUUUGAGAUUAGUAUCGAAGCCAAAGAAUUUGUUGGAUUACCAAGAGUAAAGCAGCAUCGUUUAGUAACGGAGUCAUUAAAAAGUGAGAUAGCAGAAAUGCAUGGAAUACGCAUUCAUACUACACCACCUCAGACUAAUAGUGAU
Molecule: messenger RNA, 333 nt
Organism: Iphiclides podalirius (scarce swallowtail)
Lineage: Eukaryota; Metazoa; Arthropoda; Insecta; Lepidoptera; Papilionidae
Source: the annotation of a GenBank genome assembly